This is a messenger RNA of Condylostylus longicornis, 1898 nucleotides long. Its product is annotated as neuroligin-4, Y-linked. The transcript has 4 exons. The record is from RefSeq and is a predicted model, not a curated record. Lineage: Eukaryota; Metazoa; Arthropoda; Insecta; Diptera; Dolichopodidae. The coding region runs from base 1 to 1869 and encodes 622 amino acids. Gene Ontology annotation, biological process: chemical synaptic transmission; modulation of chemical synaptic transmission; presynaptic membrane assembly. Gene Ontology annotation, cellular component: cell surface; synapse; postsynaptic membrane. Gene Ontology annotation, molecular function: signaling receptor activity; neurexin family protein binding.
AUGACAUUUCCAGUUACGACCCAAUAUAAUGCAAGAUUUUUAACAUUUCAAUUAGUUGAAAUUGUUAAUGGUAGAGAUGCUCCGCCAGUUGUGUUACCAAAUCAGGGUACAAUUAUGGGAAUUUAUAUGAAAAUGUACCGUACACAAAUUAUUAAAGCAUAUUUAGGUAUACCAUAUGCAAUAUCAGAACGUUUUCAACCACCAGUCGUUGAUGUUUUACCAUCAUGGACCGGUAUACGUAAUGCAUCAAAAUUUGGACCGGAUUGUUGGCAAAACUCUAAACGACCAUUAAAAAAACAUACAGAAUUUUUUCAAAAAGUACUUACAACAAAUCGUAUUGUAAAUGAUGACAAAAUAUAUGAUGAAAAUUGUUUGUACCUGAAUAUUUUUAUACCUGAUGUUGAACCACCAAUGGAAGGAUUCGCUGUUAUCGUUUGGUUACAUUCUGGUGAUUUUUCAUCGGGAAGUGCAGCUGAUUUAGAUCCAUUUCAAUUAGUUUUUAAACAAAAAGUUGUUGUUGUAACUGUGGCAUACCGUUUGAGUAUAUUUGGAUUUUUUACAACUGGUGAUGGUGAAGCUGCCGGUAAUUAUGGUUUAAUGGAUCAAGCAGCAGCAUUAUUAUGGAUAAAAAAGAAUAUAAAAUUAUUUAAUGGUAAUGAAAAUUCAAUAACAUUAAUGGGUCAUGGCUCUGGUUCAAUAAGUGUUGGUUUACAUUUAACUUCUGGUGACUGGUCAGCUGGUACAUUUCAUCGAGCAAUAAUGAUGUCAGGGAGUAGUUUAUUUGAUGGUGCAGUUUACCCUCCAAAUUUUUAUGUUUCAUCAAUUGAUACAAUCAUUUAUCCCUUUGGAUGUGUUCGUCGACCUACUUCCAAAUUAAUAGAAUGUCUUCGUAGAUUGGAUGCAAAACUUUUAAUUGAAAAUAUACCAUAUUAUCUUGAAUGGGGACCAGUAAUUGAUGAUGGUUUAAAUAAUGCAUCAAGUCCAUUUAUACCUGAUUAUCCAAGAGUUUUAGUUGAACGCGGUAUGGUUAGAGAAAUUCCAUUGUUAAUUGGUUAUACAAAUAUGGAAGAUGUACUUGAUAUUAUUGUUGGAGACAUGAUGGAAACGGGUAUUACACAAGAAAUUUAUGAUACAAUGUUAAAUGACGCUGUAUUAAAUGAUCUUGGUCAUUUAGAAAGUAAUGAAUCAUUAUGCGGAAACUUACAAAUUGUUUUGGAUGCUGUUAAAUAUUCAUAUAUGCCAUAUCCACCAAUAAAGAAUGGUGAAAAAUUACGUAGAAUGUUAGUUAGUUUUUAUACAGACAGAAAAUAUGUUGCACCAUCAAUAUUGUUAGCAAACCAAAUGAGUAAAUUUAAUAUGACAUACGUUUAUCGUUUUGAUAUAAGACCAGAAACAGAAGUUGCAAAAAAGGAAUUAUCGGAUUGGGUUGGUGUACCGCAUAAUUUUGAUUUAUUAUUUGUAUGGGGUGUACCAUUUUGGUCAGAUAAAGAUGGUUAUAAUAAAUGGAAUAUUACGGAUAAAAGAAAUUCUGAUUUAGUGAUGACAUUAUGGGCUAAUUUUGCAAAAUUUAGUGAUCCUACAAAAGUAGGUGUAUACAUCAAAUGGGACAAAUAUACAUUUGAUGAACAAAAAAUAUUAGUUAUAGAUCGUGCAUUUAAUAUGACAGAUGAUAUGAAUUUUCGUGGUAUACAAUUUUGGAACGAUUAUUAUCCAAGAGUGGUACAGCAUGCAAUUAAUUGCUGUAAUGGUUCCAGUAAUGCUAUCGAUUUAAUAUUAUUAAGUAGAAAUGAAAAUUAUUGUAUUAUAACAUUAGGAUAUUUAGCAAUUACAACGAUUCUAAUUAAUGAUAGAUUAAGAAUUUUAUCAUAGUUUUAAUUGUAAUUUGAUAAGGCAGGAUA